AUGUAUCAUGCAGCUGCUGUGCACUUCAAGGAUUGGGCAGUUGAUCUCUCCCUUACCAUUCAUCAAAAGUGCUCCGACUUCGGGGAAGAUCAGGCCACAGUCUGGGAUGGUGCGAGGGUGCUAUCCGCCUAUCUCGCAGACCGUCAGCACUUUGCUGAUGACUUCUGGAAGGGGAAGAGGGUGCUCGAGUUGGGCGCUGGCACGGGCAUGUGCGGCCUCACCCUGGGUAUGCUGGGGGCCAUCGUGAUCGUCACGGAGCUUGCAGAGGUUGUACCGGUUCUGAGAGAGAACAUAGAGAUCAACAGGCUUCAACACGCAUGCACGGCAGAAGAGCUGCCAUGGGGAGAGCAUCAGAGCUUCGAGUGGUUCCAGUCAAGCGCCCCCUUCGACGUGGUGAUAGGGUGUGAGGUGGCAUAUGCGGUAAGCUUUCAGAAGCAGCUCGUGGAGACGCUUGUGGCAUCCUGCAAGCGCGAAACCCUCGUCUUCAUCGGACACGAGCACCGCUGGAAAGAUGUGGACGAGUGGUUCCUGGAGGAGAUCGGAAAGUACUUCGAGUGUGAAACCAUCCCAUUAGCACACCACAAUGAGCACUAUCGAUGUCCCAACAUAUCUAUCUACAAGCUGAGGCUCAAAGUAUGA
This is a messenger RNA of Guillardia theta CCMP2712, 639 nucleotides long. RefSeq lists its product as hypothetical. The record is from RefSeq and is a predicted model, not a curated record. Bases 1 to 639 code for a protein of 212 amino acids. NCBI's taxonomy places the organism in Eukaryota, Cryptophyceae, Pyrenomonadales, Geminigeraceae. The transcript is spliced from 3 exons.